CAUUUUCUAACACUAUGAAAAAUAUUCUCUCUCUGUUUUCACUUCAUUUUCUUACCCCAAGAAAACGGCAACCGAAUUGCACGCAGUAGCGCCACCCCUUCUCUCAAAUUCUGUGAUUACAGUAAUCUUGGAAACUAAGGCUAGCCCACCAUUAUUUAUGUGUGUGUAUAUGCUAUUGCUCUCUAUAACAUCUAUAUAUGUAUAUAAGAAUUGCUCCUCCUCUCUCCCUCUCUCUCUCUUGCAUAACGUUUGAUGAGGACAGAGUCUCUGCCAUCGUGAUAAAGUAAACGGAUCACCUUGCUUGGAUUCCGAUCAAAGAAGUUGUUGAUCCUUGUUUGGAAAUAUUUUGCUGCACAAUAGGGAUCAGCUCUCCAGCCAUCACUUAGGCCUUUGGUGUGCAAAUUGUUGGAUUGAUCAGAACAGAGUUCAUUGUUGAAUUGUGAAGAGAAUUUCUUGGCGGAAUUCAUGAUUGUAAGUUUUUGCAAUGGGGUUCUUGAACAUGGAGAGGAAGUGGGUGUUCCCUCUUGUUAUAAGUUCAUUAGUAUGCAUUUUCCUUCUGGGAACCUCCUUCAAUAUGGGGCUCGUGUCCUCAUUGCAUACAAUCAAUUCUAUUUUUCCAAUAUUCCCUUCUCGUGCUAUGAUCAAUCAGCCCAGUCCUUAUUUUGCUGAGGAAAAGAUCAAUCAAGUUCCACCUCCUCCUACUCAUCAUCCGGUUCCAAAAUUUGCUUAUCUGAUUUCUGGAUCAAGAGGUGAUUUAGAUAAACUGUGGAGGACUCUUUUUGCACUGUAUCAUCCAUGGAACUAUUAUGUUGUUCAUCUGGACCUUGAGUCACCUUUAGAAGAGAGAUUGGAAUUGGCAUUGAGGGUGGAACAGCAUCCUCUUCUUGCAGAGGUCGGGAAUGUAUUUGUGAAUAACAAAUCAAAUAUGGUUACUUAUAGAGGCCCCACCAUGGUUGCUAAUACUCUUCACGCAUGCGCUAUUCUUCUAAAGAGACAUAAAGACUGGGAUUGGUUUAUCAAUCUUAGUGCUUCCGAUUAUCCAUUGGUGACUCAAGAUGAUCUUCUUGAUACAUUCUCUGAUUUGAAACGAGAACUCAAUUUCGUAGAACACACCAGCCGCCUAGGCUGGAAAGCAGCUCAAAGAGCAAUGCCAUUGAUCAUAGAUCCUGGACUCUAUCAGACAACCAAAUCUGAUGUAUUCUGGGUCACCCCCAAGAGAAAUUUACCAACAGCAUUCAAAUUGUUUACCGGUUCAGCCUGGAUGAUCUUAUCGCGUGCAUUUGUAGAGUACUGCAUAUGGGGUUGGGAUAAUCUCCCAAGAACCCUUCUCAUGUACUACUCAAACUUCGUUUCCUCCCCAGAAGGCUAUUUCCAGACUGUUAUCUGCAAUGCUCCAGAGUUUGUCCCAACCGUUGUCAACCAUGACAUGCACUAUAUUUCUUGGGAUUUCCCUCCGAGACAGCAUCCUCAUACACUCUCUGUUAACGACACUGCAAAAAUGAUUGCCAGUGGCGCUGCCUUUGCACGUAAGUUCAAACAGGACACCCCCGUCCUGGACCAAAUCGACAGAGAAUUACUAGGGAGAGAAAAUGGGAGCUUCACACCUGGUGGUUGGUGUGCCGGUGAACCUUUUUGCUCCAGGUUGGGAAAUCCAACCAAGCUUAGACCAGGCCGAGGCGCCGAAAGGCUUCGGAGGCUUAUAGGUAAAUUAGUUUUGUCAGCUAAUAUCCGUCGACAACAGUGUAGUUAAAUUUUAUGGUUCGACAGGAAGAAAGAGGCAAACAAAACCAUACGCAUUUCACAGGCACCAAUAAAGCAUUAGGAUACUGCAUAUAAAACACUGCUCUAUUGGCCCUAUUUUUGUAGUUUCUUCUUGAUAUGAUACAGGAUCAAUAUAUACUGCUUACAAAAGGUCAGUUUGAUAUCU
Molecule: messenger RNA, 1927 nt
Organism: Sesamum indicum (sesame)
Lineage: Eukaryota; Viridiplantae; Streptophyta; Magnoliopsida; Lamiales; Pedaliaceae
Product: beta-glucuronosyltransferase GlcAT14B
Cellular component (GO): membrane
Molecular function (GO): glucuronosyltransferase activity
Source: RefSeq, a predicted model, not a curated record